Messenger RNA from Maylandia zebra (zebra mbuna), 606 nucleotides. The record is from RefSeq and is a predicted model, not a curated record. Lineage: Eukaryota; Metazoa; Chordata; Actinopteri; Cichliformes; Cichlidae.
AUGCUAAACAUCACCAUGAAGCUGCUGACUGUGUCUACACUUCUCUGUGCAAUGGUGGCUCUGGGCACUGCUGCUGCACUUCCAGAUGAAGUGGCCAGUAAUGGGACAGAGGCAUUAAUUUCAGCAGGUCAGUGGACUUUUCAGCAGAACAUCAUGUUGAGAAGGAGAGCAGCAUCUUGUCCAAGCGGCUGGACUCAGUAUGGGAAUCGAUGCUUUCUCUACGAUAACCGUCAAAUGACUUGGGCUCAGGCGCAGCGAAUCUGCCAGUCCUUGAAUGCAAACCUGGCAUCUGUAAACAGCAACGACGAGUACCAGUUCAUUCGAGCCGUCAUAUCUAGUGCCUCUCGUGAAAGUGGACUAACAUGGGUUGGUGGCUCAGAUGGUCAACAGGAGAAUUACUGGUUUUGGAUUGAUGGAACCUAUUUCACAUUUACGCAGUGGUGUCACGGAGAACCUAACAACGUUGGGGGAAACGAGCAUUGCUUAAUGGUGAAUUUUCAGGAAGCAAGUGUUGGAAUGAUGGGAGAUGUGACAGCCAAUACCCAUUUAUUUGUGUCAGGGCCAUCUGCUGAUUCCUGGGCUCUCAUGAAGGCGUGGCCUACCUGA